Molecule: messenger RNA, 1401 nt
Organism: Puccinia triticina
Lineage: Eukaryota; Fungi; Basidiomycota; Pucciniomycetes; Pucciniales; Pucciniaceae
Exons: 13
Coding region: 1-1401 (466 amino acids)
Source: RefSeq, a predicted model, not a curated record
AUGCAAUCGAUACUUUCUCUUCAUCCCGCAACUUACUUCUUCAAACUCCUACUGAUCCAGGCUAUUGUGCAAAGCCUAUUGAUCGCACUCAUACCCAACGUUAACGCGCAGGCUCUUCAAGUCUCCUCUGGCCGGAGAACGCCGGGCCUUUCGCACUUGUUGUACGCCCGCCGCCCAGCCGAUCCGCGUGACCCACUCCAACCGUACGAAUGCGACCGGAAACCACUGAGUCCUGAAACCUGGAAAGAACUCAGACUUGAUGACUACCUUAGAAAUUACCCGGGCGGACUGGAAGUAAACCUGACGGUGUUUGCCGCUCAAAAUAGCGCCCUCAACUUUGAAUGCGGCUUGAAUCUGUUUUGCUCAGCCGGUCAGCUCUGUUCUCCUAUCAGCGGCAGGGCGUGGUGGGUGCUAGCGGCUGCAGAGCAAUAUACCAUGUAUCAUAAUUCCCUCUACACUGCCAUCGCCUUCGCGGCCGGUCAAACAAAAGCCAUUGGAGCCGAGCUUGUGAAUGACUUGUACAAGCAAGAUGCCAAAAGGAAAUUUCAACUGUUCCAUCAAAUUUCAAUGAUACUCACCAUGGUCAUGUCUGUCGUGGCCAUCAUAGCCGGCAUAGUUUUUAUGGCCGCUGCUUCUCUGACGCCUUUUGCGGUGGCGGCUGCCGCUGGUGCAGUCAUUGCAAUCGCACAAGUCACGAUGGUAAUGAAAGCACAAGCCCAAGAGCUUAAAGCCGGCAGACAAGACACAUUCACCAAGUGGGCUCAUUAUGAAGAUCAAAUUGCACACUGGCAAGCAAAUGCCCAAACAAAGAUUGGUGAGAGAAUGAAGGAAUUCAUCGAAUCUCCUGUUAGUAGCCCCAAAGGCCUGCUCGGAGCCUUGGCGGGGGGCGAUUACUGUCGUAACAACCAAAAACUGGAUUCAAAUGACUUGGAACAAAAAUUGUCUCGGAUUCUUACCAUCCGAAUGGCCGGUCAGAUACUUCGGGCAAAGAACGGAUUUGUUACAAUUAAUUCGGACCGCUGCAGACAAAAUGGACCCAAUGGAGCUUUUUCCCUCGACGAUGGCUGGUUGAGUUAUUGCGACAGGCCAGACGGCACAAUGAUGAACGUAAUCUACAACGACCAUGGUGAUUCUGGAAAUAAAUUUUACAAUGCUAAACUGUUGGUUGAAAAGUACCAGAUAACAGCGGAGUUUAUCACCAAGCAGGCAGUAGAAUGCUCCAAGCUGGGCAAAGGGCCCGAUUAUGAUCCAUACGCAGACGGAACCAAUUUGUCGAUGGACGAAAACGCGCCCUGUUUGAUUAAUUUACCAGUCUGCGACACUAGCGCUCACGUUGUUCACAAGAAGCGAAAACACACAACUACUCCCAAGGCAUGCCAAGCAGGCGGAAUGGCUUUCUAG